Triplophysa rosa is the source of this 2508-nucleotide messenger RNA. RefSeq names its product extracellular calcium-sensing receptor. The coding region runs from base 22 to 2508 and encodes 828 amino acids. Lineage: Eukaryota; Metazoa; Chordata; Actinopteri; Cypriniformes; Nemacheilidae. The record is from RefSeq and is a predicted model, not a curated record. Gene Ontology annotation, cellular component: membrane. Gene Ontology annotation, biological process: G protein-coupled receptor signaling pathway. Gene Ontology annotation, molecular function: G protein-coupled receptor activity. The transcript is spliced from 6 exons.
CAGCUGCUUAAUAAAUUUGAAAUGCCUAAUAUUUUCAAAAGUGGGGAUAUCAUGAUUGGAGGAAUUUUUCCCAUUUUUAACAAACAAGAAAAUGUAAUUGCAUCAUUUGAAAGAAAAAUGCCAAGAGUUAAAUGUAAUGGAUUUGACUUACGUGCUUUCCGUUGGACUCAGGUCAUGAUGUUUGCAAUAGAUGAGAUAAACCGGGAUGAGUUUUUGCUUCCUAAUAUUUCUUUGGGAUAUAAAAUAAUGGACUCUUGUGCUUCUCCCACAAAUGUUUUACGUGCUGCCCUCACGCUGGUGAGUGAGCAGGAGGAAGAGAAAUCUACAACGCAGUGUCACCUUCCACUAACAGCUCUUGUAGCUGAAUCAGGAUCAUCACAAUCUUUAGCUGUUGCAGGAACACUUGGACCAUUCAGAGUGCCAAUGGUGAGUUACUUUUCAACAUGUGCAUGUUUAAGCGACAGAAGUAAAUAUCCAACAUUUUUUCGAACAAUACCAAGCGACUACUACCAAGCAAAGGCAUUGGCCUCUCUUGUACAGCAAUACAGAUGGACCUGGAUCGGAGCUUUACAGUCUGACAAUGAUUAUGGAAGAAAUGGAAUAUCAGCCUUCACAAAGGAAGUUGAAAAAAUGGGAGUUUGUAUUGCAUUUGUUGGCACAAUUUUACGAACAUAUCCCCAGAAUAAAAUCAAUGAGGUUGUUGAACUGAUAAAACAAUCUGCAGUAAAAGUGAUCCUGGCAUUUGUGCCAGAGGGAGAUCUCUAUCCUUUAAUGAAAGAAGUCGUGAAACAAAACAUCACAGGAAUUCAGUGGAUUGCAAGUGAGGCGUGGGUAACUGCAGCCAGGCCCUCUACCCCGGAAAUGUUCAAGUCUUUUGGAGGGACAGUUGGAUUUGUGGUACGAAAGAUGGCCAUGCCCAAACUAGGACCUUUUUUGAAAAACAUCAGUCCUUAUUCUACCUCACAAUCUAUGUUUGUCAGUGACUUUUGGGAAACAAUGGCCGGCUGUAAACCCUGUCUUAACUGUGCACCAUCUGCAAAUGUUACGCUUAACCAAAUAUGUAAAGGAGAAGAGAAACUUAAUUACACUGACAAGUUUUUCGAUGCAUCACAACUGAGAGUAGCAUAUAAUGUCUAUCAAGCCGUGUAUGCCAUUGCACAUGCCAUUCAUAAAGUGCUUUUUUGCAAUACAGAUCAAAAUGAUGUAACAAAACAGUGCCUAAACAUAUCACAAAUAACUCCUAAACAGGUCAGCGAUCGCUUGCAGACGGUGAAUUUUGUAGACGAAUAUGGAGAAAAAGUGUUCUUUGAUAAGAAUGGAGAUCCACCUGCAUCCUAUGAGCUCAUAAACUGGCAGCUAAGAGAUGGAGAGGUGCAUCAUGUAGCAGUGGGUCAUUUCAGCACCUCCACAGAUGGAACAUAUAAACUUACAGUAAAAGAUGAUCCCAUCCGUUGGAACACAGGAAAUUUGAUACCAAAGUCUGUGUGCUCGGAAACCUGCCCAAAUGGCACACGAAAAGCACAAAUCAAAGGACGGCCAGUGUGCUGCUUUGACUGCAUCCCGUGUGCUGAUGGUUCCAUAUCAAAUACAACAGGAGCAGCAGAUUGCAUUCUGUGCCCUGAAGAAUACUGGUCAAAUGAGAGACGAGACAAGUGUGUCAUAAAAGCCACUGAGUUUCUAUCGUAUACAGAAACAAUGGGGAUAAUUCUGACUGUUUUAUCACUAUUUGGAGCUAGUCUUACUUUGGCCACUAUUAUUGUAUUCAUACACUUUCGAGAAACACCACUAGUUAAAGCGAACAACUCAGAGCUGAGCUCACUAUUACUUGUUUCUCUGUUCUUUUGCUUCCUCUGUCCGCUUACGUUCAUUGGCGAGCCGACCAUCUGGUCAUGCAUGCUACGUCACACAGUAUUCGGGGUCACUUUUGCCCUUUGCAUUUCUUGUGUUUUGGGGAAAACCAUAGUAGUUGUCACUGCUUUCAGAGCCACAUUACCAGGAAAUAAUAUGGCUGGAAAGUUUGGGCCAGUACAACAAAGAAUCAUUGUUUUCUCUUGCACUGCAAUUCAAAUAGUCAUCUGUAUACUAUGGCUAAAAAUAAGCCCACCAUUUCCUGAUAGAGCUCUUAAGUAUAACAAUAAAAAGAUCAUUUUAGAAUGCAAUACAGGAUCAGACGCUGCAUUUUACGCAGUUUUAGGAUAUAUCAGCCUUCUCGCUGCUAUCUGUUUGGUUCUGGCGUUUCUAGCUAGGAAGCUACCGGAUAAUUUUAACGAAGCCAGAUUCAUCUCGUUCAGUAUGCUUGUAUUUUGUGCUGUCUGGGCAACAUUUAUACCUGCUUAUAUCAGUUCACCUGGGAAGUACACAGUUGCAGUGGAGAUUUUUGCAAUUUUGUCAUCUGCCUAUGGCCUACUGUUGAGUAUAUUUGUGCCAAAAUGUUACAUUAUUCUCAUAAAACCAGAGAGAAAUAGUAAAAAACACAUGAUGGGAAAACUUCAAAAGGCAAGUCUUUGA